Messenger RNA from Orycteropus afer afer, 2603 nucleotides. Lineage: Eukaryota; Metazoa; Chordata; Mammalia; Tubulidentata; Orycteropodidae. The record is from RefSeq and is a predicted model, not a curated record.
GUGACCCGAGAAGAAGCUCAGUCUCGGAGCCAUUGAGGACACAGGGUGCAGAGGAGCCUCACUUGCAGAAAAUUCAAACCGUCCUCGCCCUCCUUUACAAUUCAGUCCCCUUUUAUCCUUUCGUAACUUUUUACUUUUGAAUUUAUUUUUUUCUUCCCCUUUUCUCUGUUAAACUGCGCCUAAAAUAUAUUUUAAAAAGCAAAAAACUUAUUUCCUCACUUUUCCUAUUCUCCACUUCACUGAAAACAAUUAAAAGAGUACUCCACCUCUCCGACGACAGCAGCACCUGCAAAGCCUCCAAGCUCAGCGACCUCCCAGCCCGACCGCCCUCCCUCUCCGCGCGCGGGUUCCGGGGCCCGGCGAGAGGGCGCGAGCGCAGGCCGAGGCCAUGGAGGUGACGGCGGACCAACCGCGCUGGGUGAGCCACCACCACCCCGCAGUGCUCAACGGGCAGCACCCGGACACGCACCACCCCGGCCUCGGCCACUCCUACAUGGACCCAGCGCAGUACCCUCUGCCUGAGGAGGUGGAUGUACUUUUUAAUAUCGACGGCCAAGGCAACCACGUCCCAUCCUACUACGGAAACUCAGUGAGGGCCACCGUGCAGAGGUACCCUCCGACCCACCACGGGAGCCAGGUGUGCCGCCCUCCGCUGUUGCAUGGAUCCCUGCCCUGGCUGGAUGGUGGCAAAGCCCUGGGCAGCCACCACAGCGCUUCGCCCUGGAACCUCAGCCCCUUCUCCAAGACAUCCAUCCACCAUGGCUCCCCAGGGCCCCUCUCGGUAUAUCCCCCAGCCUCAUCCUCUUCCCUGUCGGCGGGCCAUUCCAGCCCACACCUCUUCACCUUCCCGCCCACCCCGCCGAAGGACGUCUCCCCGGACCCGUCCCUGUCCACUCCGGGAUCAGCCGGCUCUGCCCGGCAGGAUGAGAAAGAGUGCAUCAAGUACCAGGUGUCCCUGCCGGACAGCAUGAAGCUGGAGUCGCCGCACUCCCGCGGCAGUAUGACUACCCUGGGAGGGGCCUCCUCCUCGGCCCACCACCCCAUCACUACCUACCCACCCUACGUCCCCGAGUACAGCCCCGGACUCUUCCCUCCCAGCAGCUUGCUGGGAGGCUCGCCCACAGGGUUCGGAUGCAAGUCGAGGCCUAAGGCGAGAUCCAGCACAGGCAGGGAGUGUGUAAACUGCGGGGCAACCUCAACCCCACUGUGGCGGAGAGAUGGGACGGGGCACUACCUUUGCAAUGCUUGUGGACUCUACCACAAAAUGAAUGGACAGAACCGACCCCUCAUUAAGCCCAAGCGAAGGCUGUCGGCAGCAAGAAGAGCAGGUACGUCCUGUGCAAACUGUCAGACUACCACUACCACUCUCUGGAGGAGAAAUGCCAACGGAGACCCUGUCUGCAAUGCCUGUGGGCUGUACUACAAGCUGCACAAUAUUAACAGACCCCUGACUAUGAAGAAGGAAGGAAUCCAGACCAGAAACCGAAAAAUGUCUAGCAAAUCCAAAAAGUGCAAAAAGGUGCAUGACACGCUGGAGGACUUCCCCAAGAGCAGCUCGUUUAACCCAGCCGCCCUCUCCAGACACAUGUCUUCCCUCAGCCACAUUUCACCUUUCAGCCACUCCAGCCACAUGCUGACCACUCCAACACCGAUGCACCCACCGUCCAGCCUCUCCUUUGGACCUCACCAUCCUUCCAGUAUGGUCACCGCCAUGGGUUAGAUUCCCUGCUUGAUGCUUAACGGUCUCCAAGCGAGAGUCCCUCCAACCCCUUAUACUUGCAUUUUUGCAGGAGCAGUAUCAUGAAGCCUAAAACCGAUGGAUAUGUUUUUGAAGGCAGAAAGCAAAAUGAUGUUUGCCACUUUUGAAAAGGAGCUCACUGUGGUGUCUGUGUUCUCAACCACUGAAUCUGGAUCCCAUUUGUGAAUAAGCCAUUCAGACUCAUAUUCCCUAUUUAACAGGGUCUCUAGUGCUGUGAAAAAAAAAAUGCUGAACAUUGCAUAUAACUUAUAUUGUAAGAAAUACUGUACAUUUGAGGAAGACUUUAUUGCAUCUGGGUAGCUGUAAGAAAGGCAUGAAGGACACCAAGAAUUUUAAGGAAUAUGGGGAAAUAAAGUGUGGAAAUUAAGAAGAAACUAGGUCUAAUAUCCAAAUGGACAAACUGCCAGUUUUGUUUCCUUUUACUGGCCACAGUUGUUUGAUGCAUUAAAAGAAAAAAAAAGAAAAAAAGAAAAAAAAGAAAAAAAAAAAUGUAGGCAAAUCAUUCAUCCAAAGCUGUGGGCCUCUGCAUAGGAAAUACUAUCAGUUCCAGGCAAUCAGUGUUCACACUCAUAUAUUGCCAUUGAGGGCUUCAGAGAGCCUUUUCCCAGACCUACAUGCUUUGUGAACAAGUCCCUGUAAUUGUUGUUUGUAUGUAUAAUUCAAAGCACCAAAAUAAGAAAAGAUGUAGAUUUAUUUCAUCAUAUUAUACAGACCGAAUUGUUGUAUAAGUUUAUUUACUGCUAGUUGUUAAGAACUGCCUUUUUUGUUGUUGUUUGUUUCUGUUUUGUUUUAAUAUUUUCCUUCUCUCAAUUUUUGGUUGAAUAAACUAGAUUACAUUCAGUUG